AUGAUUGGAAAGCAGCACGUCCAAGCACAACAGCGUGUUCCCGUUUACCACGAUCCCUGGGCUCGACGUGAAGCAUGGCGUAAGCAUCCCAUCUUUUCAAAGAGCAGCAACUUUAAGACCAUGUUCCCCGGCCUCGGCAUUGCCACUGUUGCCUUCAUUGCCUACUGUGGUGUCGAACAUUUCUUCCUCAAGGACAAGAAGCACCAUUAG
This is a messenger RNA of Lichtheimia ornata, 210 nucleotides long. RefSeq lists its product as uncharacterized. The record is from RefSeq and is a predicted model, not a curated record. Gene Ontology annotation, cellular component: mitochondrion. Gene Ontology annotation, biological process: mitochondrial respiratory chain complex I assembly; electron transport chain. Bases 1 to 210 code for a protein of 69 amino acids. The transcript has a single exon. Lineage: Eukaryota; Fungi; Mucoromycota; Mucoromycetes; Mucorales; Lichtheimiaceae.